CGUUUUUUUUUUCGUGACGUCACCAAUUGUUCUAAUGGAAUUUAUGCUGGAACGAUGGAACAGUGGAUCUUACAACACAUUGAUGGAAAAACGGAUUCCGUUUCGUUGUGUGUUGUGUGCUUGUGUGUCAGUUCAGUUGUCAUUGAGUUAGAUAUUUAUUAUUCGUCUGAGUUUAUCAUCAUUGUUAAAUAAAAAAAAACUUUCGACGAACGUUGAAAUAAGUUGAAUAUAGCGAAUUUGCAUUAAUGAUGACUUCUGCACAAACGUCUGGCGAUGAAUUAUUGCAUACCAUUGAAUUGAUUUAUAAUGAUGAGCAGUUUUCAGUCGCUGUGGAUCAAGAGACCUAUGAAGAGUUAUUGAGUGAUGAAGAUAAGUUAGAAAGAUACACAAGAGCAGUGUAUAAAACAAUAUACCAGAAGAAUAUUCCAACAUCUGAAAGAAUAAGCUUCAUAGAAAGUUCCGUCCAGAGUCUUUCGGAAUAUUCAGCUGAUCAAGAUUCACUAAGUACUGCCAGUUCUUCUUCAACUUCUAGCUGUGCUUCCACAACUUCAACUGAAACAUUGAUAUGUACUCCUACUGUAUUGGAAAAUUUCAAAUGGACCCGUGAGGCAUCAAAAUUAUUAAUUGAUGUUAGAAUUGAGAAAGAAAAAGAAUUCAAUAGACCCAUCUGUAAGAAAAAGAAACUGUGGAGUCAGAUAGCAAAAGAAGUCAAUACCAUUGGAAAUCUGAAAGUAAGUGGAGAAAUGUGUGACACCGAAUUUAGAAAUCUUAUGACUACAUAUAAAAUAAAUGAAAAAAAAAAUCACAACAGAGUGGUGAAGGCAGUGUGACUUGGGAA
Messenger RNA from Phaedon cochleariae (mustard beetle), 838 nucleotides. The record is from the annotation of a GenBank genome assembly. Lineage: Eukaryota; Metazoa; Arthropoda; Insecta; Coleoptera; Chrysomelidae.